This is a messenger RNA of Strongylocentrotus purpuratus (purple sea urchin), 2472 nucleotides long. RefSeq names its product ABC transporter G family member 20-like. Gene Ontology annotation, biological process: transmembrane transport. Gene Ontology annotation, cellular component: ATP-binding cassette (ABC) transporter complex; plasma membrane. NCBI's taxonomy places the organism in Eukaryota, Metazoa, Echinodermata, Echinoidea, Camarodonta, Strongylocentrotidae. Bases 26 to 1531 code for a protein of 501 amino acids. The transcript has 14 exons. The record is from RefSeq and is a predicted model, not a curated record. Gene Ontology annotation, molecular function: ABC-type transporter activity.
GGAGGAGGUUUUCUUGAAGCUCUGUAUGGCCGAUAUAGAAGGAGAUGAUGAUGAAGACGACAUUCCAACUAGCGUGCGAGCAGCCAGCAUCUCAGAAGUCAACGAAAGGACACGCCUAAUUUCAGAGUCAAGCAGUCACGUGACUCAAUACACCAAUCAGGUUUACGAUGACGUACCUGCCAUAGCAAGCGCCCCGCCCAAUGGUGAUGCGAAUCAACACGCCAAUGAUGACGUAUAUGAAGAGAUCUCCCAACGCAGGGCUAAUGGGGGCGUGGCUCGCUCAAUGUCCACCAUGACAACAAAAACUGAAACUCCAGAUUAUCACUACGAAAUGCCGCCGUUGAAAUACACGGAUAUCUUUCCAAGUCUACUCAACAUGUGGGCCCUACUUAUCAAGGAUCUACUCAAGCUGGUUAGAAACCCAGGUCUGACGCUCUUCCAAUUCCUCCUGCCCGUGGUUGAGGUAUCCCUGUUCUUUCUCGCCAUCGGUGGCCCGCCUAGGAACCUUGCUGUAGCUGUGGUCAAUAACGAUGCCUACGCCGCAUUCAAUCUGAGUGACAUCUACCUUAACCAGAUAGACGAUUCAAUGAUCUCCCAGAAACCUGUCGAUACAUACGAAGAAGCCUUUGCGGAUAUACGCCAGAGUGGAAAAUACUGGGGAAUCAUUGAGAUACCAGCCAACUAUUCUCACUACCUCAUCCAACGUGUAGUCCAGGGUAAUGCCGUUGACAAUGUGACACUGUUUGGCAGUACGGUCAGAGUCACGAUGGAUGCCACGAAUCAGCAGAUUGCAGUGUCUAUCCAGACUGCUUUAUUAGCUGCGUAUGAGUCUUUUGUCGAUGUCGUCUUGACUAGUAUAGGAGUGAACCCAGCUGUUGCACAGAUUCCUAUCGCUUUCCAAGAACCAAUCUACGGUGAGGUCGAUGCACCUUUCACCAAUUUCAUGGCUGCCGGUGUUAUUUUAACGGUCAUAUUCUUCCACGCGGUGGCUUUGACCUCAAUGACCUUUGUCGUGGAGAGGAAAGAGGGUCUACUGGACAGGAUCUGGGUCGCAGGUGUUGGACCAGGUGAAGUAAGCAUAGCUCACGUCAUGACUCAAUUCAUCAUCAUCUCGGUCCAAAUCGCCCUCGUACUCGUCUUCACAUUCGCGGUCUUUGAUAUUCCGAACGAGGGUAGUUUGUUCCUCGUCAUUCUGAUGAUGAUGUUACAAGGUUUAUGUGGAAUGGCUCUUGGUCUACUCAUCUCGGCCUUCUGUGACUCGGAAUCCACAGCUAUUCAACUCGCCCUCGGAUCUUUCUACCCCCUUCUCCUCCUCAGUGGUGUUGUGUGGCCGAUUGAAGCCAUGCCCGAACCCGUGUAUUACAUCGCACUUGCAUUGCCUCAGACUUUGGCUGCAGAAGGCAUACGAGCAAUACUUGGACGAGGUUGGGACAUGAGUUACUUUGAGGUCUGGAUCGGCUACCUAACCACAACGGCUUGGUGGUUAGUGCUCCUCACUCUGGCUACCAUCGUACUCCGAGUUAGACGAUAAACCGGCAUCGAGCUCUACUUCAAGUAAUACCGUUAGAGUGUCACGCACGCCCCCAACGAUCAAUGCUGCCUUAAUUGGAUCAAUCAAAAAACGCUCUGUAAAAACAAUUCAUAGGAUUGAGCAACUAUCACUCAAUUGUACAACAAGAAACUACCACAUGCUGUAGAAUCACCAGGAAUAUGUCAAUACGAGAUGGGAGGGGUCAGACUAAAUGCAUGAACACUUUAGGGGCACUUCUUCUUUCUCGAUCUAAAAUAAAUAUCCGUCAUUUCACUGAAGCAGAAAUGACUCCAGCCCCCAUUCUUUUCACGCGAUUUUCCACUGGGCAUAAAGAAAUGUUUAUACUUUAAGAGUAUAUGGAAAUCCUUCCAGCCCUUGCAUGUCCAGAAAAGGAGGGGGAUUUUUAGCCGUGUAAAUGCUUUUUUUUUAACCUCUUUAAACAAAUGUGUAUUCUGAAAUAUUUCUUUGUAUGUUUGAGAUUCACAUGUUGUAGAACGACCAUUACAAGUCUCCCUUUUUUCACAUGAUUCAAAUAUACCCUCAAGAUUAUCUGUAUGUAUUUUUUUAAUUUUUUUUUUAUGAUUGUUUUUUUAUGUGCAAUGUAUUAUGACAAUCACAAUAUAUGUUUAUUCAUGAAAUUUCAGUAAAAGUGCCACUACCUAAUUUUGUAGAUGGUUUAAAGAUGGCAAUUUUACUUUGAUGACCUUCGACAAUUUAAAUAGAUGCAGCAUAUGUAGCACAUGAUGCCCAGUUUGUAUCUACCAAUUUAUUUUGUUGGUCAUGACAAAUUAAUAAUUGAGGCGGAUACAAGAGUUAAUUAUUAUACCCAUUCCGGUUUGGAUUAAAUCUGAAAAACGCUGUAUAUAACUCAUUUUUAUUUUAAUAUGUCUUUUUUAGUGUAUGAAUACAGUUAUUCACUCAUACAUUCCAUGUUUAGGGUA